Molecule: messenger RNA, 1309 nt
Organism: Manis javanica (Malayan pangolin)
Lineage: Eukaryota; Metazoa; Chordata; Mammalia; Pholidota; Manidae
Gene: POU4F2
Product: POU class 4 homeobox 2
Biological process (GO): regulation of transcription by RNA polymerase II
Molecular function (GO): DNA-binding transcription factor activity, RNA polymerase II-specific; RNA polymerase II cis-regulatory region sequence-specific DNA binding
Source: RefSeq, a predicted model, not a curated record
AUGAUGAUGAUGUCCCUGAACAGCAAGCAGGCGUUCAGCAUGCCGCACGGCGGCAGCCUGCACGUGGAACCCAAGUACUCGGCCCUGCACAGCGCCUCGCCCGGCUCUUCCGCACCCGCAGCGCCCUCCGCCAGCUCCCCUAGCAGCUCGAGCAAUGCUGGCGGCGGGGGCGGCAGCGGCGCGGGCGGCGGAGGUCGGAGCAGUGGCUCCAGCGGAGGCAGUGGCGGCGGCGGCGGCGGGGGCUCCGAGGCGAUGCGGAGAGCUUGUCUUCCAACCCCACCGAGCAAUAUAUUCGGUGGGCUGGAUGAGAGUCUGCUGGCCCGAGCCGAGGCUCUGGCGGCCGUGGACAUCGUCUCCCAGAGCAAGAGCCACCACCACCACCCGCCCCACCACAGCCCCUUCAAGCCAGACGCCACCUACCACACCAUGAACACCAUCCCGUGCACGUCGGCUGCCUCCUCUUCGUCGGUGCCCAUCUCGCACCCGUCCGCCCUCGCGGGCACGCACCACCACCACCACCAUCACCACCACCACCACCACCAGCCGCAUCAGGCGCUUGAGGGCGAGCUGCUGGAGCACCUGAGUCCCGGGCUGGCCCUGGGUGCCAUGGCGGGCCCCGACGGUGCCGUGGUGUCCACGCCAGCUCACGCGCCGCACAUGGCCACCAUGAACCCUAUGCACCAAGCAGCACUCAGCAUGGCCCACGCGCACGGGCUGCCCUCACACAUGGGUUGCAUGAGCGACGUGGACGCCGAUCCCCGGGACCUAGAGGCAUUCGCCGAGCGCUUCAAGCAGCGACGCAUCAAGCUAGGGGUGACCCAGGCCGAUGUGGGCUCCGCGCUCGCUAACCUCAAGAUCCCCGGAGUGGGCUCGCUUAGCCAGAGUACCAUCUGCAGGUUCGAGUCCCUCACGCUGUCGCACAACAAUAUGAUCGCCCUCAAACCCAUCCUGCAAGCGUGGCUCGAGGAGGCGGAGAAGUCCCACCGCGAGAAGCUCACCAAGCCCGAGCUCUUCAACGGUGCAGAAAAGAAGCGCAAGCGCACGUCUAUCGCGGCACCCGAGAAGCGCUCGCUGGAAGCCUACUUCGCCAUCCAGCCCCGGCCCUCUUCCGAGAAGAUCGCUGCCAUCGCGGAGAAGCUGGACCUUAAGAAAAACGUGGUGCGUGUCUGGUUCUGCAACCAAAGGCAGAAACAGAAAAGAAUGAAAUAUUCCGCGGGCAUUUAGGAGACCAUUGUUCUCUCCAGGGACAACCCGCUCUUUACUCCCUUUUCCCUCCCCCUCUCUCUUACCUCUUUCCUUUCCACUUUUG